UCUUUCCUUAUAGAUAUGAAUUACUCGCGAUUCAUCACCACUGUGAGUGCAGCAAGAAAAGCAUCUCCAAUAAGACUUCUGACUGAACUGAUGCAGAAGUCUCCUCCAUCUCUCAUCUCUCUGGCUGGAGGGGCACCAAACCCUACUCUUUUUCCAUUUAAGAGGGUUACUGUUGCCCUUGGACAUGGAACUGAUGUUGAAAUUGGGGAAGAUCUGAUGAAGAGAGCUCUCCAAUACUCAGCCUCAGCAGGGAUUCCAGAACUAUUGUCUUGGCUAAAGGAUUUCCAGCAGCAUCUACAUAAUCCCCCCACAGCCCACUACAGUCCUGAGCAAGGACAAAUGGAUGUGUGUGUCACAACUGGAAGCCAAGAAGGCUUGUGUAAAGUGUUUGAAAUGCUUAUUAAUCCUGGAGACAACAUCCUUUUGGAUACACCUACAUACUCUGGUACACUAGCAGCUCUGAGACCUUUGGGUUGUAAUAUCAUCAGUGUUCCUAGUGACCAACAUGGCAUCAUUCCAAAAGCUCUAAAGGAAAUUCUAUCUGCUUGGAGCUCAGAUGAUGUAAAAAAUCGUAGCCACAACCUUCCCAAAUUCCUGUACACUAUUCCAAAUGGAUGCAACCCAACUGGAAACUCUCUGACCACAGAGCGCAAGAAAGAGAUUUACCAGCUUGCAAGAAAGUAUGAUUUCCUCAUAAUAGAAGAUGAUCCUUACUACUUUCUUCAGUUUGAAAAGCCAUGGGCUCCCAGUUUCCUCUCAAUGGAUGUGGAUGGACGAGUUAUCAGGACUGACUCUUUCUCUAAAAUUCUGUCAUCUGGGUUAAGAAUAGGUUUUCUGACAGGUCCCAAACCUCUUAUCGACAGAGUUGUUCUACACAUUCAAGUUUCAACAAUGCACACCAGCACGUUCACACAGACGAUGGUAUCACAGCUGCUUCAGCAGUGGGGAGAAAAGGGUUUCUUGGAGCAUAUAGACAGAGUGGUGGAGUUCUACAGGAACCAGCGGGAUGCGAUGCUCAAUGCUGCUCACAAGUGGUUAAAAGACUUGGCAGAAUGGCACCCUCCUACUGCUGGCAUGUUCUUAUGGAUCAAGAUUAAGGGUAUUUCUGAUACACAGCAGCUGAUCAUGGAAAAAGCUUUGCAGAAAGAAGUGUUACUUGUCCCUGGAGGAGCAUUCAAUAUUGACAGUUCAGAGCCAAGUUCUUAUGUGAGAGCCUCCUUCUCUCUCUGUACUCCAGCCCAGAUGGACCUGGCCUUCGAGAGACUGGCUGGCCUUAUAAAAGAAUCUUUGUGA
This is a messenger RNA of Indicator indicator, 1293 nucleotides long. It is a transcript of the gene AADAT, whose product is annotated as aminoadipate aminotransferase. Bases 16 to 1293 code for a protein of 425 amino acids. Gene Ontology annotation, biological process: biosynthetic process. The record is from RefSeq and is a predicted model, not a curated record. Gene Ontology annotation, molecular function: L-kynurenine:2-oxoglutarate transaminase activity; pyridoxal phosphate binding. Lineage: Eukaryota; Metazoa; Chordata; Aves; Piciformes; Indicatoridae. The transcript is spliced from 13 exons.